UUCAAACCUGGAAUCUUAAACUUAGAUUUGCCAAUGUGCUACUGCAGCUAAUUGUAAUUCUAAUACUAAAAAAUAUUUAUUUAAACCAUAAUCUUUUUACUUCGUAUAAAAAAAAUAUUGCUACAGCCAGGAUUCGAACCUGGAAUCUUCAAUUUAGAUUUGCCAAUGUGCUACUGCAGCUUGAUCUGUCAAUUCUACUAAAAAAAAUUUAUUUAAAAAAGUCCACACUAAUUGUCAAAAAGAAAAAAAAUAAAUGAAAAUAACUGUUUCUUUUGCGCGGGAAAAGUUUUGUUAGUUACGCAACUUUUGGCGCCAAAAAAAUUGAGGGGCAAUUAGUUUAGCACCACUAAUCACAAUAAUAUGGUACACACACUACACACCAAAGCUGUUACCAGAAAUUCUGUUAAACAAAAAAAUAAAAAUAAAAAAAUGAACCGCCGGAAAAUCUCUUGGUCAGAUUUACCACCGGAGCUUCUAUACGACAUCGCCGAACGCCUUGAAACCCGAACCAACAUCCUGCAGUUCCGGGCAGUCUGUAAAACAUGGCGGAAUUCAGCCACUUUCUCUCUCCUCUCUAAGAAAAGCAUACUUUCCCCAAUUUUACCCCACAAAUUCUCCACUACUACCCCUCCAUUGCUGCUUCUGAGAGGAGACCCUUCUGUAGUUUCUUCCUGUUCAUUACGUUUAGGGGCUUGUUCUGUCUUUCUGCUUCGAUCAACUCUUAAUCCUUGGUUACCACCAUGGCUGAUCACUGUCGAGGAGUUGAACCCCGGUAAGCUCUUCAUCCGUGACCCGCUUUCUCGUUUCGAUGUUGUCGAUAAUUUGCCUGAUUAUGUUAGGAGAAUUUUGGGUUCGUCUUGUUUUCGGGUUUCGGAGAUUGGUAGAUUGUAUGCUAUUAGGUUGAGGGAUGUUUGUGAGGGAAAUUUACAGUGGAGAAAAUGGUCUUAUUUUUAUAAUAAGGUUGUUUUGAUUGAGAAUCCAAGUGAAAUUAAACCUGCAAUUGAUGAUUGUAUUGCUGUUGUAUUGUAUUGUAAUGGGAAUUUGGCUAGAAUUAGGGUUAAAGAUGAGAAUGAGAAGCAUUUGAGUUAUUCUCAUGUUUUGAAGUUUGAUGAUAUUGUUGAGUUUAAGGGGAUGGUUUAUGUGAUUGAUCGGAAAGGAAGGGUUUACUGUAUGAGUUUUCGAUACAUGGGGUUGUCGAAUGUUGUGAGUAAGCCAGUGGGUGAUGGUUAUGCCAACGAUAGGAGAAAACGUCUUGUCGAAUCGUGUGGUGAACUGUAUUUGAUUUAUAGGAGUCAUGAGUGUUAUGCUGAUGUUGCUUUUAAGGUUUAUAAGCUGAAUGAGAAGCAGGGGAAGUGGGAUGAGAUACAAGGUAUUGGUGAUGAUCGAAUACUGUUUGUGACUUUAGAUGGGUGUUUCUUUGUGCCGGCGAAGGAUCUGCCUGGAUGGAGAGCCAAUUGUAUUGUGUUUUAUAGGAAUUCUUUCCCUACAUAUAAUGAAACUUUAAGGGUUGAUCGAGAUAUCUUCAAGACCGAAAAGAAAACUAAACUCGACGUUGCUGUCUUUCACUUUGUGGGUGGUGACUGUGGUCCUGUUGCAUCUUUCCCAGGCUAUUCUGAUAUGUUUUGGCCAUCUCAUGAAUGGCUUUCUUCUGAUACAAAUUGGGGUUUUCCUGAAUACAAAGUAACCCAAAAUGAUAGCUUCUCAUACCGGAGCAGAGUGCGCACCUCCUGUAGCAAUCUCUCCCAUGAUAGUUCUGAGUCAAGUGGCAUUGAAGAAACCUCCUGUCAACUAGGAUUUUGGGCAAAGACACAAGAUAAAGACUAUUACUCUUCAACAGGAAUUCAGGAGAUACCCUCUAUUGAAGAUGCUGGAACCCUUGAUAUUGCAACGAAGAUGCAUCCAGAUACAGCUAUUGUUACUGAUUUUUCGCCUACUACUACUGAGUAUCUAGGAAGUGGUUCCUCAAAGACAAGAUUCCAAGGGGUAGAUGUUCGUGCAGAUUUACUACCCAUAUUGAAUAAAGUCUGGGCUAAGUAUGGCAACAUACUUGUAGGACAGCUGUUUCGAAGCAAUGAUCUUGUAGCUUCGGCAUUGGAGUCAAUGGCUAAAAUGGUAAUCCUUCUUCAAAACACCAAAGACAGGCCAUUGAACAGCUCUGAAGUUGAUUAUCUUUGUUCCACCCUUUGUGACCUUCAUCUUAUGCGCUUUAACAUAAGCUGGUUGGUUCCCUGUGUUGUCGAGGCCAUAGCAAUGCACAAAGGCAUGGCUAAUAUAGAAAAACUGUCUGAUAAUCUGAAGGAGUUUGAGAAGUCACAACCCGAAGUUGCAGACAUGAAAAUAAAGUUCCUUGCUGAAGUAGGUCGCUUACAGCAGAUGUUAGAUAAGCACUGA
This is a messenger RNA of Chenopodium quinoa (quinoa), 2391 nucleotides long. RefSeq names its product F-box protein SKIP23-like. Gene Ontology annotation, molecular function: protein binding. Lineage: Eukaryota; Viridiplantae; Streptophyta; Magnoliopsida; Caryophyllales; Amaranthaceae. The transcript has 4 exons. The coding region runs from base 361 to 2391 and encodes 676 amino acids. The record is from RefSeq and is a predicted model, not a curated record.